This is a messenger RNA of Lutra lutra (Eurasian river otter), 1940 nucleotides long. Its product is annotated as nephrocan-like. Gene Ontology annotation, molecular function: protein binding. Bases 1 to 1539 code for a protein of 512 amino acids. Lineage: Eukaryota; Metazoa; Chordata; Mammalia; Carnivora; Mustelidae. The transcript has 3 exons. The record is from RefSeq and is a predicted model, not a curated record. Gene Ontology annotation, cellular component: extracellular matrix.
AUGCAUCUGCUUUAUGCUUUCCUUGUUUUGCUUUCUCUUAGUGAUGGUUUCCAUCCCACCUGUCCCAGCCGAUGUAGCUGUGAUUCCCUGCAGUCAGUGCAAUGCUACAGGCUAACGGAGGUGCCGUCCGCUCUUCCUUCCACCACCAAGAAGCUCUACAUUAGCCACAGCAAAAUUCCACACCUUCAGAUGUCCAGCUUCACCCGAAUGUUGGCUUUGGAAGAUUUUAUUCUGCUGGCUAGUGGAACAGAGUCAGUAGAAAAUGACACUUUCAAAACUCUGAGUAAUUUGAAGACCUUGGAACUCUGGAAAAAUAAGUUAAGACAAGUCCCCAGGAUUCUCCCAGCCAGUCUUGAAGUGUUAAAACUAAAUGAUAAUUCAAUAUAUGUCCUAAAUGGAUCCGAUUUUGAAGGACUGAAGAAAUUAAAAAUCCUUGAACUUAAAAACAAUCUGAUCUCUUCUCUGUCUCCCACCACACUCUCCUCUCUUGUCAGUUUGCAGAGUUUGGUGUUAGAUGAAAACAAUAUUGAAUCUGUAGCCGGAUCGCUGGCACUUCCCCACCUGAAACGCAUGAGCAUGGAGAAUAACAGACUCGAUCUUAUACCACCCAACUUCUUCACGUCUCUAAAGUCUUUGCAAUUUCUCAGCUUCAGUGGUAACUUUCUGACUAAAAUUCCUAUUAAUCUGCCCAAAUCUCUGCUCUCUUUAAAAAUGGAGAGGAACCAGCUCAAAGUGGUAAGUUUUCGAGAUAUGAAACACUUGGAGCAUCUCUCCCAUCUUUAUCUGUCAGAAAACUCACUCUCCUCCAUUGAUGGGGCACAGAUACUUGCCAAUUUAACUACUCUUGAGCUGUCCCAAAAUCAGGUUCAAAUGUUGCCCCUCAGAUUACCAGCGAAACUACAAAAACUCGACAUUAGCAAUAAUCUGAUUCAGAGAGUUACAGCGCAAGACUUCCAGGACCUCCGAGACUUGAAACACUUGUUUCUGGACAACAACAUUGUUAGCUUGUUCGAAGCUGGAGCCCUGCAGAUGUGUUCCCAGCUCUCCAACCUGGCCUUGGAGCAGAACCUGCUGUUGUCUAUACCUCUGAGGCUUCCGGGGACCUUAGCCAGGCUGGACCUAAAAGGCAAUGCCAUCCAGGAUAUUGCUGAGAGGGAGCUCAAGGAUCUGAAGAAACUUCAGGUUCUAAACCUUAGGAACAACAAGAUUUCUGCCUUAGACCUCAAAGUCUUGGAGGGGUUGCCUCGCCUCAGACACCUGUACCUGGAUGGAAAUCCGUGGAAUUGCACCUGUAGUCUCGUAAGAGCGAGGGAGAUCCUGAAGGCCAAGGGCACAGAUGUGAGGGGAGGACAAUGUGCUGCACCAGCUGAACGACUAGGGGAGAGCUGGAUGUCCUCCAAGAAGAUCAUGAGACAGUGUGAGCAUCACUUACAUCUGAUGGAGAAAAACAAAGAGACCAAAAAGAAACCAAAACCAGAAGAGCACUCCAGCAUCAGAAUCAACAUUGAUGAUGAUGAUUAUGAUUAUGAAAUAGAUUAAGUAUGAAAUUUGUUUAUAGUUUAGAAAAAGUUUUUCUUAAAACAGACUUCAUUUUAGAGCAGUUUUAGGUUCACAGAAAAACUGAGAGCAAGAUAUAAAAAUUUCCCAUAUGCCUCCUACUUCCACACAUGCAUGACCUCCCUGAUCUCUACAUUCUCCUUCAGAGCAGGACAUUUAUUACAAUUGAAGAACCCGCAUGGACACAUCGUCAUCACCUAAAGUCCAUAGUUUGCACCUGGGUUCGCUCCUCGUGGUGUGCAUUCUGGGUAUUUGGACAAAUGUAUGAUGACAUGUAUCUAUCACUGUAUUAUCACACAAAGUAGUUUCACUGCUUUAAAAAUGCUCUGCAUUCCAGGAAAAGUUUUAUAGUGUUCAGUCUCUUAAGCAGAAAUAGUCAAUAA